Molecule: messenger RNA, 1552 nt
Organism: Xylaria bambusicola
Lineage: Eukaryota; Fungi; Ascomycota; Sordariomycetes; Xylariales; Xylariaceae
Product: Aldo/keto reductase
Exons: 4
Coding region: 416-1381 (321 amino acids)
Source: RefSeq, a predicted model, not a curated record
AGCGUUGCUGCGCUUAAUAAAAUGGAAUUAUGUUUUAAUUGAUUUUAUUUCCUCUUGAUAUACUGGCAAAACUCAUUCUUCAUUCCUUCUAGAGUGACUAAAGUCGUGGGAGCAAGCGCUCUAAGCAUGUGCGGAAAAGCUGCGGGGAGUUUGCGGAACUUGCUUCAGGCCUUCACUAAAGAACUGUUACAAGAUUGAACAAAGCUAGGUCUGAUCUGAGUCAAAUCAUGAUUUCAAAGCAGCAACGAAAUAAAGAUGGCCGCGUGCCAUUCUUUACAUUAUAAAAUGACAAGCAUGUGCUGUGAGUUCUGACUCUCUGCUAUACCCAAGUUCAUCCUAAAGAAACAUAGCAGUCUAGAGCGCAAGAUAUCAUUGGUACUUCUUUGGCAUUAUAAGAAAACUCCACCAACACGCCAUGUCUCCUACAAAACCAGUCAAGAUUGCCCUCGGCACACACACAGUUGGCGAUAAAACCGUGGCGCCAGGUAUCGUUCAUUGGGACGAGCAAAAAGAUGUCCAGGCUCUUCUCGACACAUUUUACAACCGCGGCCACAGAUAUAUCGAUACUGGGAGCAACUAUCCUCACUCUGAAGAACGCCUUGGUAAAGCUGGAGCUGCAAACCGUUUUACCAUACUGACCAAAGUCCGAGACGGCAUCCCGGGAUCCCACACGUCUGCCAAGAUCGAAGCAAGCAUCAAACAGUCUCUUGAGGAGCUCAAGACGCCCUCCGUGGACACUAUGAUGCUGCAUGUUCCCGAUCGCGAAACACCUUUUGAAGUCGCCGCUAAAGCGAUGAACGACGCUUUCCGAAAGGGACAGUUCAAGCACUUCGGACUCUCAAACUACGCCGCCACUGAAGUACAGAGGUUUCUCGACAUAUGCGAGGAAAACGGCUACGUCAAGCCCACCGUCUACGAGGGACAUUACAAUGCGAUCUAUAGAAGCGGCGAGAAGGAGCUCUUUCCCUUGUUGCGUAAACACAAUAUCACCUUCUACGGCUUUAGUCCCGCGGCGGGUGGUCUCUUUUCAGGUCGCAAUGCCUCAACUAACUCUAAGCGAUGGGACAAGGAUAACCAGAUCGGGAAGAACUACACUGGAUUUUAUGGGCACCCAUUGAUCCAAGCCUGUGUAGCCCCGAUUCUUGCUGCCGCUGAGAAACACGGCAUCAGCGGUCAUGCCGCUGCGCUACGGUGGACCGCUUUUCAUAGUACUCUUGAUGGAGUUUACGGAGAUGGGAUCAUCUUCACGGCAUCUAGCAUAGAGCAGCUCAAUCAGACUCUUGACGCAAUUGACGCAGGCCCUCUUCCCGCUGAUCUUGCGGAUACUUUCUCAAAACUCUACUCAUCUAUCGAAGAGGCUGUCGUUUCAUACCACUUGUAGGGUUUCUAUUGCAUAUACUUGGGUAUACGUCAAGAAAGGAAUCGAAAAUUGAGGCAGCGAAUAGACGAGGUUGAGCAAGUUGCAACACAGAACUUAAGUUGGACACAUAAGAAAUGAAAAAGCAUAACUAUACAUAUUACAUUACUGAAUAUCACCCUUUGCCAAGCGAGA